This is a messenger RNA of Coregonus clupeaformis (lake whitefish), 2208 nucleotides long. RefSeq names its product hydroxycarboxylic acid receptor 2-like. NCBI's taxonomy places the organism in Eukaryota, Metazoa, Chordata, Actinopteri, Salmoniformes, Salmonidae. Bases 574 to 1584 code for a protein of 336 amino acids. The record is from RefSeq and is a predicted model, not a curated record. Gene Ontology annotation, molecular function: G protein-coupled receptor activity. The transcript has a single exon. Gene Ontology annotation, biological process: G protein-coupled receptor signaling pathway. Gene Ontology annotation, cellular component: membrane.
GUGGGCAAGGGGCAGGGUCAUCCACUCGUGCAUUUUACCAGUAAGCCUAUGGUCUCAGGAUUCUUCUCAAAUACCCCCUGUGGAUAGGCCAUGUACCCCCAGGGGUCCUAGUACUCCUGGUUGGGAACCACUGUCCUAAAACAAUGAUAAAGAAUAGAUUGGUACCUCACUUUGAAACCUCUUCGUUCGGAGUGUUUCCAUUUCGUGCCUACUAAACAUGACCCUGUUUUGUGACCUUUAUCUAUGGUUGUUUUCAGGGAACCCUUGGUGCCCCUUAUAUACCCAUGAGUAUAAUAUUUCCACCAGCAUAAUAGUUUUAUAAUGAAGCCAUAAUCCCUGGGCUGUUAGUGAACACACGCAGAGCCAUAUCCCUAUGGACAAAUAUAACCCCACAAGAGAGAACACACUGUACGUACACACACACACUCUCCACAUUGUUGGCGCUGGAAGAUCGUUUGCACAAACAAUAAAAUCCCCGAUCCCAGGAGGUGCGUAUUGCACCCUAUCUCUCGUCUCUCUUCAGAGGGGAGCAAAGUCACACACAGACGCUCUCCAGUCCGUAUCGUUUGACCCAUGGCGAACUUCACUACUACGGCCGACAACUGCUGCGCCUUCGACUCUCCCAUUCUAGACCGGGUACUGCCUCCUAUCCUGGUGCUGGAGUUCAUGUUCGGGCUGAUGGGGAACGUUGUGGCUCUGUGGAUGUUUAUCUUCCACAUGGACACCUGGAAGCACAACUCUGUCUACCUCGCACACCUUGCCGUGGCCGAUUCCAUCGUCCUGUUCUGUCUUCCCUUCAGAGCUGACUACUACAGACGCGGCAAGCACUGGAUCCAUGGUGAUGUCCUGUGCCGGCUUAUGCUGUUCCUGUUGGCGGCCAACCGUGCUGCUGGCAUCUUCUUCCUUACUGCGGUGACCGUCGACCGUUACUUGAAGAUCGUUCACCCUUUGAACAAGAUCAACCGGAUGGGCCUGAACUACGCUCUGUGGGUGUCUCUGGGCCUGUGGGGCCUGAUCAUCGCUGCAACCGGGUACCUGCUGGCCGACGAACACUUCUUCUACCGCAACAACCGGACGCAGUGCGAGAGCUUCAACAUCUGCAUGAGCUUCAGCCCGCUGUCUACAUGGCACAACACCUUCUACGUAAUCCAGUUCUUCCUGCCAACCGCCAUUGUCACCUUCUGCACCGUCUGCAUAGCCUGGCAGCUGAAGAGCAAGACGCUUGACACCAAAGGGAAGAUCAAGCGGGCUGUGCAGUUCGUCAUGGCCGUGGCACUCAUCUUCAUCAUUUGCUUCUUCCCCAGUACGGUGUCUCGGAUCGCUGUGUGGAUCCUCAAGGCCUGGUACAGUGAGUGCCGGUAUUUCCAAGAUGCCAAUUUGGCGUUCUACACCUCUGUGUGUUUGACCUACUUCAACAGCGUGCUGAACCCCAUCGUAUACUACUUUUCUAGCCCGGCCUUCAGCGGGACCUUCCAGAAGCUGUUCAACAGACUGCUGGGGAGGAAAGAGGAGGAGGAACAGCCAGCCUUGCCUGUGAACGGGACCGGGAUCGGCAGUCCGAACACAGUAUCAGGGAAGAUCUGAAGUGGUAGUUAGUCACUUCUAACCACUGAUCCAGGAUCUGGGUCUGUACUUGCAAAGUGUCUCAGAGUAAGUCUUAUUCAUUGUGAUCUAAACUACAAAACUGAUCCUAGAUCAGCACUCCUACUCUGAGACGCUUUGUGAAUAUGGACCCAGAAGUAUGACUCAGUGUGGUUAUUUCUACUCCUAGUGCAGGGUUCCCCAACUGGUGGCCGCUGGUGAUUUUAUUUGGAGUUAUUGUUGGACAUUAAAGAUUGUAAAAACACCAGCAAAAAUAAUCUCCAAGUGAUUUUAAUUUGGGAAAUCUGUUCCAAAGUAUUCCCAUGCAUAAAAUAGAAAUACAGUGUAUAUGUGAUCAUAUGCAAAUGUAAGCAAGGUUUGAAAUUAUUAUGUUUUAGUCAAAUAUCUGUUUGGGCUUCUUCUUGCUGUCAAUUUGCAGUCUACAAAUUAUUUAUAAUUAUGUUUUGGCCCCCUGACCGUCACUCAAUAAAUAAAUCGGCCUGCGGCUCAAUCUAAUUGAUCCCUGUCCUAGUGGAAUAUUGUUGUGUCUGUCAGUGACUGCGUUUACAUGCACACAGUAUUUUCUAUUUUUUAUUUUAUUUUAUUUAACCUUUAUUUAACUAGGCA